Messenger RNA from Pseudophryne corroboree (corroboree frog), 2789 nucleotides. RefSeq names its product glucoside xylosyltransferase 1 (gene GXYLT1). The record is from RefSeq and is a predicted model, not a curated record. Gene Ontology annotation, biological process: protein O-linked glycosylation via N-acetylgalactosamine. Lineage: Eukaryota; Metazoa; Chordata; Amphibia; Anura; Myobatrachidae. The transcript has 8 exons. Bases 222 to 1490 code for a protein of 422 amino acids. Gene Ontology annotation, molecular function: UDP-xylosyltransferase activity.
CCUACCGCGUCACUCAGCCACACGCACGCUGCUCCCCCCUGCAGAAUGACAUGCCAUAGCAGGAGCUCAGUCCCGUUUCAUUCUGUUUUAAUUCACGUCUCCGCCUCCACCAGUUUUUCAACCGCGCCCCCGGAUCCACUGCCUGAAGUGUCACCCCGGAAGGAAGCGGUUCUGUAGCAGCGUAAGCCCAGAAAGCUGGCCCCGUGUUGGGGCAUUGUGUAAUGAGGCGGCCGGUGUCACGGCUGGUGCUCGUGUGCUUGGUCUGUGGCUUUUGCUCGCUGCUGUACGGUCUCACGCAGAGAGGCGGCGACGACACCGAGGCACAGGGGCCCCCAGCAGCCUCCUCCUCGCGAGUGUGGCGGGCAGAGCCGGGACGGCAGCAGCAAAGGUGUAAGGAUUCCUCUGUCACUUACUGGAAUCCGUAUUGGAUGCUGCCUACUGGUGUAUGUGGAAAGGACUGCUUAUGGGAAGCUGCAUUUAGGUACAAUCUUCCUGUGAAACAUGACUUGGGUCCCAUGCACUUGGCUGUUGUGGCUUGUGGAGAACGGCUGGAAGAGACUGUUACAAUGCUGAAAUCUGCACUUAUUUUUAGCAGAAAACUCCUACACUUUCACAUUUUUGCUGAAGAGCCACUGCAUAAUGACUUCAACACAAUUCUCAGCAGUUGGGAAUUUCAUCAGAAGUUUAAGUACACAUUGUACCCUAUAUCCUUUCCUAUGGAGAAUGCAGCAGAAUGGAGGAAACUGUUCAAGCCCUGUGCAUCCCAGAGGUUGUUUUUGCCGUUAAUACUCAAAGAUGUGGACUCCUUGUUGUAUGUUGACACAGACAUCUUGUUUUUACGUCCAGUGGAUGACAUUUGGUCCUUUCUCGGUCAGUUUAAUUCUUCCCAGAUUGCUGCUAUGGCCCCAGAGCAUGAAGAACCACGCAUAGGAUGGUAUAACCGCUUUGCCCGGCACCCCUUCUAUGGAAAGACUGGCAUUAAUUCUGGAGUAAUGUUAAUGAAUAUGACCCGUAUAAGAAACAAACGUUUUAAGAAUGACAUGACUCCUGUUUCCUUGCAUUGGGGGGAUAUCCUUAUGCCAUUGCUGAAGAAGUAUAAGUUAAACAUAACUUGGGGGGACCAGGAUCUAUUGAAUAUUGUCUUUUCUCACAACCCAGAAAGUCUUUUCAUCUUCCCAUGUCCGUGGAAUUAUCGUCCUGAUCACUGCAUCUAUGGAAGCAAUUGUAACAAAGCUGAAGAUGGAAUUUUCAUCCUUCAUGGGAACAGAGGUGUAUACCAUGAUGAGAAACAGCCGGCUUUCCGAGCCGUGUAUAGAGCACUAACAAAUUAUACUUUUGGAGAUGACCUCAUCCAUUCUUUGUUAUAUCCUUUAGAACUGGAAUUACAGAAAACCUUACAUACCUACUGUGGCAGGAUACAUAAACUGUUCACCAAACAGCUGGCAAAAAGCAUUGACGACCUCUAUACAAGGCAAUCAAAUGUAAGGUGAUGCCUUUAGCUAAGCUCUAUUAAGUGUAAACUAAAUAGAAUUGCAGAAAGAACAGAGCUGCAGUGAUCAUACGCUUCUGUUCAGAGGAAGCACUACAUGCUGUGUAAACUUUUUUACUGGAAACUAUUGUGCCUGUCCAUGAGAAAUGAGCAAAUGCUUUUGGAAUAUCCUACUGUUUUUGCAUAAUACUGUAUGUGAAUGCGGGUUGUUUAUAGUUUUUAAUGGUGUAAAUGAUUUUUCAUGAAUGUUUUUGUAGCUUGUAUUCAAGCCAAAUGAAGGUUAUGAAUUUAAAAAAAGAAUUUUAUCAAAUGUUAUAACUGUUUUAACACUUUUGUAUUCCACUUGUAGAUCGUAUUUUGUAAGAACCUUUUAUUUACGCAUAUUUCAGCAGGUUACAGAUUGGCAGAGUAGGGACUGUUGAGAAGAGAAUGCAAAGGGAACUACUGAAUGAUGAUCUCUGGAAGCAGAUUUGUUAAACACCAACAUGGAAACUAUGUGAAGUCCUACAACUAGAAUAUUUUAUAUUUACUUGAGAAAAGCACAAAGGCCUAAUUAUUGGUCCUUUUUAGUAUACUAUGGUACAUUAUUUUUCAACCAUGGCAAUUGUUUUGUAGUAGUUACCGAUUCCUUAAUGUGCUUCAGCCUGGUCUUCCUGAAUUCCUUAUUCAGAAUUCUAAAGAAAAGUUACAUACUGUAAUGGCUACUGUAUUAUGUACAUCUUUCUAGUUUAUAGAUUAGAAUUCCUUUACUCACCCCAGCCUGAAUUCUUCAUGGAAUAGAUUUUAAAAGGGGCUUGAAACAUUCUUUAAAGAUUGUCUUCCAUGUUGAAAUUAUAGAAUUUGUUCUGCAACAUAUUAAAUGUGUUCUAAUGGACUUCCAAUCUUUAACUGUCCAAUAUCGUUGAGCCUGUGCCUCACUGUAGUCUCCAUUUCCUGUUCUUAACUGGAAAGUCCUGUGGUUUCUGCAGCCUUGUCAGCUCUGACCAUUCUCCCCUGACCUCUCACAGUACUUCCGUUCACCUGAUGAUUUUUAUUUUGCUCACCAUUUUCUGUAAGUUGAUAAAACUGUUGUGCUUGAAAACCCCAGGAGAUACUCAAACCACCCCGUCUGGCACCAACAACAUUACACUGUCAGUUACUUAACAUUUCUUUUCAAUUGUGAUAUUUGGACUGAACAAUAACUUGAGUUGUGCCAUGAUUAGAUCUUCACAUUAAGUGGUUACUGGGUAUUUGGUUUACAGUUUUCCUUUUCUAUGCAUACUGUACCAUGGAAAAAUGAACCCUUGACGUGUUAAAAACA